AUGGCAGCCGAGAAGGACAUCCUUCCGUCACACCACAGCGACAAGUCUCUUGGACUGACUCCUCAAGAUGCCAAGGCUGCGGACAAAUCGCAUCGAAAAUUGAGUCCGCUUCGACUAUUAUGUUAUGUUCUUGCUGCUUCAUUUCUGCUCGGUGCGCUGCAUAAACCUGCAACUCACUGCUACCGCCGUGUAUCAGACCAUGUCUGCGGGAAGACAUUGACUGUAGAACAACGGGCUCGUCGGAUCCUCGCACAUAACCCUCUUAUUGACGGUCAUGUCGACUUGCCCAUCGCCCUCCGUGCUCUUUACCACAACCGCAUCAACAACAGGGAGUGGGCUGAGUCGUUUGAGAACGGCACACUCCCCGGCCAAGUUGAUCUCCUCCGGCUAAGACAGGGUCAAUCCGGCGGCGCCUUUUGGAGUGUUUAUGCUCCUUGCCCGGAAAAAGGAGACGACUUUUCCGAUGCCAACCUUGCUGCCAGCGUUCAGUACACUUUGGACCAAAUUGAUGUUAUGGACAGGCUCAUGGAUGCAUAUCCCAAGGACUUUGCCCCACGAGUGAACAGCCAUUGUGCCAGAGGCGCUUUUAGAUCCGGCAAGUUCAUUUCUCCCCUCGGCGUGGAAGGUCUUCAUCAGAUUGGAAACUCGGCAGCCAAUUUGCGAAGGUUCCACGAACUUGGAGUCCGAUACGCCACGCUCACGCACAACUGCCACAACAAGUUUGCCGAUGCCGCCGUGUUGGAGCACCCGUUGAGAAAGGCCGAACCUCGCUGGGGUGGUGUAAGCCCUCUGGGACGCAAGCUGGUUCAUGAGAUGAACCGCAUUGGCAUGAUUGUAGAUCUGGCCCAUGUGAGCCAAGAUACCAUGUUUGACGUUCUGGGAGGUCGUGCCGAUUGGGCAGGAUCAAAGGCACCCGUUAUUUUCUCACACAGCUCUGCCUACAGCAUCUGCCCCCACCCUCGUAAUGUCAAGGACGAGAUUCUCAAGCUGGUCAAGAAGAGAAAUUCUAUCGUCAUGGUCAACAUCAACCCGGGGUUUAUCUCCUGCGUAGACACGGGUAACAAGAACGGCCUGCCGGAGGACGACGCUGCCAACGCAACGUUGGAUCGAAUCGUAGAGCACAUCUUACACAUCGGUAAUCUCAUUGGCUUUGAUCAUGUCGGUAUCGGCACCGAUUUCGAUGGCAUUGGAACUGUCCCCAAGGGCUUUGAAGACGUCUCCAAGUAUCCGGAACUAGUUGCUGCUCUGUUGAGAGCUGGCGUUAGCGACCGCGAUGCUGCAAAGAUUGCUGGACACAAUUUGCUUCGUGUCUGGCAUCAAGUUGACGCUGUAUCUGCACGAAUGAAGGCGGAAAAUGCGCCCAUCAUGGAGGACGAUGUUGAUUUGCUCACGCCUUAA
Pochonia chlamydosporia 170 is the source of this 1398-nucleotide messenger RNA. Its product is annotated as dipeptidase. Gene Ontology annotation, molecular function: metallodipeptidase activity. Gene Ontology annotation, biological process: proteolysis. The transcript is spliced from 5 exons. Bases 1 to 1398 code for a protein of 465 amino acids. The record is from RefSeq and is a predicted model, not a curated record. NCBI's taxonomy places the organism in Eukaryota, Fungi, Ascomycota, Sordariomycetes, Hypocreales, Clavicipitaceae.